Strigops habroptila (Kakapo) is the source of this 3847-nucleotide messenger RNA. RefSeq names its product ATPase 13A1 (gene ATP13A1). The coding region runs from base 13 to 3588 and encodes 1191 amino acids. The record is from RefSeq and is a predicted model, not a curated record. Gene Ontology annotation, biological process: extraction of mislocalized protein from ER membrane; intracellular calcium ion homeostasis. Gene Ontology annotation, molecular function: P-type ion transporter activity; ATP hydrolysis activity; membrane protein dislocase activity. NCBI's taxonomy places the organism in Eukaryota, Metazoa, Chordata, Aves, Psittaciformes, Psittacidae. The transcript is spliced from 26 exons. Gene Ontology annotation, cellular component: endoplasmic reticulum membrane.
GUGUGUCGGGAGAUGGCGGCGGCCGGCGCGGCUCCGGGCCCCGGGGACGAGCUGGUCUCGUCGGUGACGCUUUACCGGCGGCGGCCGCGGCUCCUCCACGGCACCGUGCUGCCCUUCGUGGCGGGGCUCUACCCGGCCUGGCUCUGGCUGUGGGGGCCACGCGUGUGGGCGGCGUGGGGCGGCGAGGAGGCAGCGGCGGCGGACGGCGAAGGCCCGAAGCCGGGCCCCGGCCCCGCGGCCCCCGAGGCUGCGUUGCUGGCGCUCGCCGCCAUCGGGGUGGUCCAUCUGCUGACGGCGCUGUCGGGGCUGUGGUCGGUGCACGCUCACUGCGCCCUCACCUGCGUCCGGGAACCUUGUCCUAAGAAAGCCACAUUAGCUAAAGUUGUGCCAACCCCAAAUAACGGCUCGGUGGAACUGGUGCCACUGCACAGAGACCAGGGUGAGGAUGGGCAGGAGGCUCUUUCCUUUGAAUUCCAAAAAAUCAAAUACUCCUAUGAGCUGGAUGGCAAGAAACAGUUUCUCCCUGUAGCUUUCCCUGUGGAACAUCCCCUUUGUUACUACCAGAAUGCCCGAGGUUAUCAGGAAGACAAAGAUAUCCGAGCAGCUGAGAAGAAAUAUGGUACAAACAAGGCUGAGAUGGUGGUGCCGGAGUUCUUGGAACUCUUUAAAGAAAGAGCUACAGCUCCCUUCUUCGUUUUCCAGGUGUUCUGUGUGGGGUUGUGGUGCCUGGAUGAGUACUGGUAUUACAGCGUGUUCACUCUCUCCAUGUUGGUUGCAUUUGAAGCUUCUCUGGUCCAGCAGCAGAUGAGGAACAUGUCAGAGAUACGAAAAAUGGGCAACAAGCCAUACAUGAUCCAGGUUUACAGGAACCGUAAGUGGCGCCCCAUUUCCAGUGAUGAGAUCAUCCCAGGGGAUAUUGUUUCUAUUGGGCGAUCUCCUCAUGAGAACCUGGUGCCGUGUGAUGUGCUGCUGCUCCGUGGAAGGUGCAUUGUAGAUGAAGCUAUGCUGACAGGAGAGUCCGUGCCACAGAUGAAGGAGCCUGUGGAGGAUCUCAGCCCCGAGCACAUCUUGGACAUGCAGACAGAUGCCCGCUUGCACAUCAUAUUUGGGGGAACCAAAGUGGUGCAACACAUUCCACCCCAGAAAGCCAGCACGGGACUGAAACCUGUGGAUAACGGGUGUGUGGCAUAUGCUCUGAGGACCGGCUUCAACACAUCUCAGGGGAAAUUGCUCCGUACAAUCCUCUUUGGGGUGAAGAGAGUGACAGCCAAUAACUUAGAGACCUUCAUUUUCAUCCUGUUCCUGCUGGUCUUUGCCAUUGCUGCUGCAGCAUACGUCUGGAUUGAAGGCACCAAGGAUCCCAGCAGGAACCGCUACAAGCUCUUCCUCGAGUGUACCUUAAUACUGACCUCAGUUGUUCCCCCUGAGCUUCCCAUUGAGCUCUCUCUGGCUGUCAACACCUCCCUCAUCGCCUUGGCCAAGCUCUACGUGUACUGCACGGAGCCCUUCCGCAUCCCCUUCGCAGGCAAAGUCCAAGUUUGCUGCUUUGACAAGACUGGCACUCUGACCAGUGAUCACCUUGUAGUGAGAGGGGUGGCUGGGCUCAGGGAUGGGAAGGAAGUGACACCAGUAUCUGACAUUCCUGUAGAAACCCACCGAGCCAUCGCCACUUGUCACUCGCUGGUGCAGCUGGAUGAUGGGACACUGGUGGGUGAUCCAUUGGAGAAGGCAAUGUUGAUGGCUGUGGACUGGACCCUGACCAAAGAUGAGAAAGUUUUCUCCAGGAGUAUUAAAACUCAGGGACUGAAAAUUCACCAGCGCUUUCAUUUUGCCAGUGCCCUGAAAAGAAUGUCUGUGCUGGCGUCCUACGAGAAGAUCGGCUCCACUGAGCUCUGUUACAUUGCAGCUGUGAAAGGGGCCCCUGAGACACUGCACAGAAUGUUGUCUCAGUGUCCAAGCAACUACCGUGCUGUCCACACGGAAAUCUCACAUGAGGGGGCAAGAGUGCUGGCCCUUGGCUACAAGGAACUGGGGCACCUCACUCACCAGCAGGUACGAGAGAUAAAGCGUGAAGCUCUGGAAUGUGAUCUGAGGUUUGUGGGAUUCAUUGUGGUUUCCUGUCCUCUCAAAGCUGACUCCAAAUCUGUCGUCAGGGAGAUCCAGAAUGCAUCACACCACGUAGUGAUGAUAACAGGAGACAACCCUCUCACUGCCUGCCACGUGGCCCGGGAGCUGCACUUCCUGCAGAAGGAGCACACCCUCAUCCUGCAGCCUCCUGUGAGCAAAGGCUCCAGCUGGCAGUGGCAGUCCAUUGAUGGUGCUGUCUUGCUCCCCAUCUUCCCAACAUCCUUGCAGGAGCUGACCCAGCAAUACGACCUGUGUGUAACUGGGGAAGGUCUCUCUCAUCUGCAGUCUGUGAACAGGCAGCAAUUGCUGAAGCUCAUCCCCCACAUCCAGGUGUUUGCCAGAGUGGUGCCAAAGCAGAAGGAGUUUGUAAUCACUACUCUGAAGAGCCUGGGCUACGUCACACUGAUGUGUGGGGAUGGCACCAAUGACGUCGGAGCUCUGAAACAUGCAGAUGUGGGAGUGGCCCUGCUGGGAAAUGCUCCCGAGAAGCUGCCCGAGCGGAGGAAGAGAGCUCGGGAUGGACCUGCUGAUGGGAAGGCUGCUCUGCCAUCCAUGGGCAGUGGGAUGGUGAAACCCACCUCCCGUGGGGCCAAGCACAGAGUCAUGUCCCAAAGAGAGGAGCAACUGGCCAUCCAGAGGGAGCGGAUCAGUCAGGUCCUGAAGGAUCUGGAAGAGGAGCGUGUGCCUGUCGUGAAGCUGGGUGACGCCAGCAUCGCAGCCCCCUUCACCUCCAAGCUCUCUUCCAUUCAAUGCAUCUGCCACGUGAUCAAGCAAGGUCGUUGCACGCUAGUGACAACCCUCCAAAUGUUCAAGAUCCUUGCCCUGAACGCCCUGAUCCUUGCUUACAGCCAGAGCGUCCUCUACUUGGAAGGGGUGAAGUUCAGUGACUUUCAGGCCACUCUGCAGGGUCUGCUGCUGGCUGGCUGCUUCCUUUUCAUCUCCAGGUCGAAGCCUUUGAAGACCCUGUCCAAGGAGCGCCCAUUGCCAAACAUCUUCAACCUCUACACGGUUCUGACAGUGCUGCUGCAGUUCCUGGUGCACUUCCUCAGCCUCGUGUACCUGUACCGCGGCGCCCAGGCCCGCAGUGACACCAAACAGGAGGAGUUUGUGGAUCUGUACAAGGAGUUUGAGCCCAGCCUGGUGAACAGCACUGUCUACAUCAUGUCCAUGGCGAUGCAGAUGGCCACCUUUGCUAUCAACUACAAGGGCCAUCCCUUCAUGGAGAGCCUCCGGGAGAACAAGCCUUUACUGUGGAGCAUCCUCCUGUCUGGACUCGCCAUCGUUGGUCUCCUCACGGGCUCUUCACCAGAAUUCAAUGAGCAGUUUGGCUUGGUCGAAAUCCCCACGGAGUUCAAGGUGGUGAUCACAGAAGUGCUGCUGGCCGACUUCUUCCUUGCUUUAGUAGUGGACCGAAUUCUUCAGUUUCUGUUGGGGAGUGCAAAGCUUAAAGUGCCUUCCUGAGCUGGACACCCAGAGCCUUGCGCCCAGCACCCAGGGGCCACCUUCCAUCACCCCGCAUCCUUUUGGACCGUAACUCUGAGCCCAUUCAGAGACUGGCGUGGGGGAAAGUUCCUGCCAAAGGCUGUGGAAAGCACCUCUGUGCCCCAGGAGCUGGCUUUUCCCUGGUUCAAGGCCCUCUCGGGAGGUUUUUACUGCCCUGACGUUUGAGGAACCGUUUACAGCAUUUGGUAACUAAAAAUGAGAAUCGAUGUAUUUUGAA